AACGAACGUCACAUACAUGAAUUGUUUACAAAUUGCACUUUCGAUGCAUUUUAUUACAUAAUUCGCGUCAUGUCGGCUCUCAAUUUCAGCAAAAUUAGUCAUUUAAUCGUCACGGGAGCUUCUCGCGGCAUCGGACGAGCUCUUGCAAUCGAAUUUUCACGAAAACUUCCUUCUGGAUCUCGCAUUUCAAUUGCCGCUCGUGACUCGGAACGUCUUGAAACCGUAAAAAACGAGAUUUUGAGUUGCAAUUCGAAGGUCGAUGUCGUUCCCCAUGCUUUGGAUCUCGGAAAUUGCUCUUCAAAAGACUUACGGGCAUUGUGCAACGCUCAAAACGGGAGUUCAGAACAAGGAAUAAUCAUCCAUAAUGUCGGUACAACGGGAGAUGUCAGCAAAAAAGCGAAGGAUUGUAACGAUUUGAGUGAAUGGGAGACAAAUUUCCGGCUAAAUGUGUUCAAUGUCGCCUUGCUAAACAACAUUUUCAUGCAAGAGUUCAAGGAAAAACGGAAAUUCGUGUAUAAUUUAUCGGCGAAAGCUGCUUUUGUGCCGUUUGAGAGCUUCGGGAUUUAUUGUCCGAACAAAGCGGCGCGUCACAUGUACUUCAAAGUACUCGCGGAAGAGGAAAAACGCGACAAAAACCUGACAAUUUUGCAAUUUUAUCCGGGUCCCGUUGACACAGACAUGCUCGCGAACAUGGAAACGCACAGUUGUAGUCCAAUGUUGCGAAAUUUCUUCAAAGCCGGCAAAGCAAAGAACCAAAUUUCGUCGCCCGAGACAACAGCAAAGCAAUUUCUCGAGAUUUGCGAAAAAGGAAACUUCAAAUCCGGGGACUUUAUGGACUAUCAUGCCGCAAAAAUCGAUGUUAAAGUGUAA
Messenger RNA from Culicoides brevitarsis, 870 nucleotides. Its product is annotated as sepiapterin reductase-like. Bases 70 to 870 code for a protein of 266 amino acids. Lineage: Eukaryota; Metazoa; Arthropoda; Insecta; Diptera; Ceratopogonidae. The transcript has a single exon. Gene Ontology annotation, molecular function: sepiapterin reductase (NADP+) activity. The record is from RefSeq and is a predicted model, not a curated record. Gene Ontology annotation, biological process: tetrahydrobiopterin biosynthetic process.